Messenger RNA from Paramecium tetraurelia, 585 nucleotides. RefSeq lists its product as uncharacterized. Lineage: Eukaryota; Ciliophora; Oligohymenophorea; Peniculida; Parameciidae. The record is from RefSeq and is a predicted model, not a curated record. The transcript is spliced from 2 exons.
AUGGGAAGCGCAUAGUGCUGCACCAAAUAGUAAUUAGAAGAAAAGGAAACUGAAAUUUAAAUAAAAUAAGAUGCUAUUAUGAAAUAAUCAGGAACCUAAUAAGACAAUCCAUUACCCAAAAAGAAAUUAUCAUCUCGAAAAAGUAGUCCAGAUGAACCAGGAACCCCAGGGUUUGCAGAUCUCAGAUCUCAAUAGAGCAAAAAGUCUGAGCAACAUCAAUCUCAUUCAUAAAAAGAAAUAUAAUUAAUUGGGUAGUUGGAAAAACACGAUAGUCCUUUUAAAUCAUAAACUUCUAUUGGAAAAAGAAAGAACGAUUCCCCUGUUUGCAAUUUUGAAGCUACUAAUAAAUUAAAAUCCUUAGACAGUAAUCGUUUAAAGAAAAUACAAACAUUUGAGGAAAAAUUGAAUAGCAGAGAUCUAUCGCCAAUAGAAGAUGAUGGAAUGUUGGAUAGCUAGAGAAGCAAAUAGGCAGAUGAAAAGUCUGUGAAGAGCAUAUUGAAAUAAGAAUUAAAGUACAGUAAGUUUAGAAAACAGGACACAACCUUUGAUGCUGGGUAACGAAAAGUUUAAUUUUGCAUUGAAUGA